Messenger RNA from Bacillus rossius redtenbacheri, 4901 nucleotides. It is a transcript of the gene scat, whose product is annotated as vacuolar protein sorting-associated protein 54. Gene Ontology annotation, biological process: retrograde transport, endosome to Golgi; Golgi to vacuole transport. Bases 381 to 3335 code for a protein of 984 amino acids. Gene Ontology annotation, cellular component: GARP complex. The transcript has 21 exons. Gene Ontology annotation, molecular function: syntaxin binding. The record is from RefSeq and is a predicted model, not a curated record. Lineage: Eukaryota; Metazoa; Arthropoda; Insecta; Phasmatodea; Bacillidae.
UUUGUUUGUUUGCAUUGAAAAUACGAAAAUGAGAUGUUAAUGGCUGUAUAGUUCUAUUCGGUGCCAUUAUUUAGCAGAAAUGAAUUCUUGUUGGCAUAAUGGCGGUUAUAAACGUCACAUGAUGUGAUAAUAACUGCUGUAGAUUUUAAAAGACUUUGAUUUAGCGGAUGUUGUGUGUUACAUGAAUACCUAAGAUUCUGAAGUAAUCACUGUAACCAGUUUCUGUUUACUGACUAUAACGAUAUGUUUGUUUAUAAUUUUGCAUAACCGCAUCUGUAAGUUUUACUUGUUCAUGUAUGUUUGACGUACUCACUGGUAGUUUGCUUUAAAGUCUGUUUCGAUACCUAAAUGUAUACAACAUUGGAAUCAGUAUUUAUAGAAUGGCAAAGGUGUCUAUUGGGUCAAGACAAUUGUGGAACAAUUGUUUGUAUUGCCCUAACCUAGAAUUUAAAACCCAACAUGAAUUCACAAGGCACUUGCGGGAGAGGCACUGCUCACGGGAAGGGGGCUCGUACGUGUGCCAGUACGGCUAUAACGCCGUGUGCUCGUCCCUGCCCGUGGAAGGAGUGAGCGACCGCGACUACGAAGACCAUGUGUUCAGGCACCACGUGUUCACCAGUCACAUGGCGACCUCCAGCCAGGCCGGUCGGAAGGGGUACUUCAGGAAGAUGUCGCCCCAACAAGGCAGCGAUCAGCCCAACGUGGUGUCGGCGAGCGAACAGUGGACCGUGUACUCUGCGUCCCAGAACCUUCCAGCCGUCCUCAAUGACCCCAACAGGGGCAAGCAGCGAGAUUUCUUCACGAAGACUUGGGGUGAUGGUUUUGUGGAAAAGACUGAUAUUGGCAAACCAAGCUACAUACCAGACAUCACGCAUGCUCACUUUGAAUACUACAUGAAGAAAAUAGCUAAGCGUUAUCGGAGACACACACUAAUGAACAAAUCAUCACCCAAAAAGAGUUCAAGUGCCAACUUAAUGCAGAUUUUCCCAAAUCUGAAGGCAGCAAAGUAUUUUGAGAAGUCACAUUUUGAUGUGGACAGCAUCCCAAAGAUAUUCCUCCAGCCAUCGCUGGACCUGUCAAGCUUGGACACUUUCAACGAAGUGUUCCCAUUUUGGAAGGAGGCUGCGACCUCGACCACAGCCACGCCGGGCGACAGGGCCAGCAGCUCCCAGAACUCCGGCAAACUGGUCCAGGAGAAGCUGACCCACUACCUGGACACGGUGGAGGUGCAGAUCGCGCACCAGGUGGCCCAGAAGUCCCAGUCCUUCUUCCACGCCAUGACCUCGCACGAUGCCGUCAUGGAGGAGCUGACUCAGACCAUCACCGUGGUCAAGGCCCUCAGAAAGAAAGUUUCCCACAUCGACAAUGCUCUCAUCAAAGAUUCCUUGAAGGUGUUGUUGUUGGAGCGAAAGAGGUGCAACUAUAAUGCAGUGUGUGACAAACUGAAGCUGAUGGCGACGGUGCACCAGACGCAGCCCAUGAUCCAGCUGCUGCUGUCUGCGCCGGACUACGUGGCCGCGCUGGACCUCAUCUCGACCACGCAGGAGAUCCUGCUGCAGGAGCUGGCCGGCGUGCAGUGCUUCAGGCAUUUGGGCUCGCAGCUCCAGGAGAUGGAGCGACUGAUCGACAAGAUGCUGAGCACUGAGUUUGAGCGCUACGCAACGGCAGACCUGAACCGCCCACUCGGGGACGACCACAAGGUCCUGGAAGUGGAGAAGUUGGUGUCGAUCAUUUUUGGAAUUUUGCGUCAGAAGCAUUUCCACUUUGUUGAUACCUACAAGGAAGAAGCAUUCACAACGAUAAAAGCAAUUGUGAAGCAGGUGGUGAUAGAGGUGGUGGCGGCCAGCGACUGCAGCGACUCGGAGGUGGCGCUCACGGGUCUCGGGGACCAGCUGCAGGACCUGGGGCUGCAGGACUGGCUGCACCUCAUGGAGCGCUCCACCUCCACUCUGCUGCGCCUCCUCCAUCGCGUCAAGGCAGUGCAUAGUGUGAUGCAGCAGGCUGCAGACGUGUGUGCGGGAAAAGUUCCAGAAACUACAGGUCUAGAGGAUGAUGGGAAACCAGAUUUCUGCGUGUCUGUCUCGCCGGACCCGCUGGACAGGUUCCUGAGCGCGGAGGAGCACGCCCGGGUCACGGCGUGCCUGCAGGAGCUGCUGACCUCGGUGUGCGACUGCGCUCACGAGCGGCUGGCGCAGUUGGUGCUGGCCCCGUCGCAGCAGCCGGGCACACACUCCUCGUCGCAACCCCUCUACUGGCUUGUCGAUAAAGCAACAGCUUUGCAGGUGUGCAACCUCGCAAGGGUAAUCGACAACUUUGCAGACGGCUGUGAGAAGCUUUGUGGCAGAGCUAGCACUGCACUCAAGUCUGCUUUUAAAUUCCAGGCCAGUAAGUUUGUUCAGCGUUUCCAUCUUGAUCGCAAAAACAAGUUGGGUCUCAUUCUGGACAGUGAGCGCUGGAAACAGGCAGAUGUUCCUUCAGAGUUCCAAGAUCUCGUGGACCAUAUUGUAGCUGAAGGGAAGUUCCUAUCACCGAAGCACACCCCAGAGAACAGCGUCAGCGAACGCAAGCCUGGCAGCGUGCUCCUUGUGGCCGGUGAGGAGUACGCAGUCGUGGGGACGGUGCUGCUGCUGCUGCGCAUGGUGGCGGAGUACUGCGAGUGUGCGGGCGACCUGCCGGCCUCGGCGCCCACCCUGGCCCGCCAGCUGGGCGAGCUGCUGCAGCUGUUCAACUCCCGCUGCUGCCAGCUGGUGCUGGGAGCCGGCGCCCUGCAGCUCGCCGGCCUCAAGACCAUCACCAGCACCAACCUGGCGCUCGCGUCCCGCGCCCUGCAGUUGCUGCUGUGGCUGCUGCCGCCCCUGCGGCGCCACUUCCGAGGUCUGGUGGACGCUCAGCAGCAGGCAGGCGGCCGCGGCGUGGGCUUCCUCGACACUGUGGAGAAGGACGUGCAGAGCCACAUCCAGGAGAUAGAGGGCAAGGUGCUGACGAUAAUCUGCAGCCUGGUGGCCGGCCAGUUGGCGCAGUGGGACGCCCGGCCGCCCGUGCCUUCCCAGGCCUUCCGCAACAUAUCCAGGCACCUCACGAAGCUGCACGAAGCAGUCUCGUCCAUCCUGCCGGCCGCGCAAGUCCACAGCCUGUACCGCACGGUGCACCGCACCUUCAAGGACAAGCUGCGGGACCAGCUGCACAAGAUGAACGUGGUGAACAACGGCGGGCCACAGCACGGGGUUGUGACCUCAGAGCUGACGUUCUACCUGGAGACCCUGAAGACGCUGGGGGCGCUGCCGGCUGACGAGCUCUCCCGGGACACGAUGGAGGACAUCUGGCAGCAGAGAUAACACCAGCACCGCGUGAGCGACAUCCUGUAUGCAUUGCGAGUCCGCAGAGGCGACGGUCUGCAGCUCGACUACUGCUGAUGACUGACCGUGUGGAUCUCGUUGUACAAUUCAUAGGUCGUUAUCAAAAUUUAUUUAUUGAACUGACUUAUUAAUACAUUAUUAUUGUUAGAAAUAUAUUUUUAUGUUUCUUGUGUUCAUAAUUUUAUUGAGAAAGACAUGUACAUACAACAUACUGCAGAUAAUGCUAGCUUUAAACACAUUGUUUGUGUGCCAUUUUCAUGACAUAAUUAAGAAACUAAAUGGUUUAGGUGUACUUUUUUUGUAAGCUGUUGGGUUGAAUGCCUGUAAAUUAUACUAAUGAUGUGGACAGUAUGUGAUUAUAAAAAAAAAGACAUGUUUCAGUUAACACAGUUAGAAAACAGAACAUCUGUUUAUAUAUUAUAAACUCAUUGAUUAAAUUGAUAAUGCUCAGAACAGUUUUUUAAAGUAAACUAAAGCGAGGCACACACUUAAUUGUUAAACAUUCCACAAAAUAAAUGUUUUUGAAACAUGUAUUGUGUGUUUAUUUUAUAAAGUAUCAAAGAUUGCAGUUGCAAUGAGAGCUAGACUGGUGCUGAUAAUGAUGACUACUACCAGUCAAACAAAUAUGUGUUAUCCGUCAUCUAAAAUUCUUUGGGGUGGUGAUAAUUCAAUGUUAGAAUCUUUUAGUUUUCAUAGUUAGACUUUGGUUGUAGAUAGAUUUUGACAUUUUACCAUCUUACUUUAAAGGUUUUAUUUUUUUUAAAACAGUCAGGUCAUAUUACAUUGAGGUCAUCAUAAAAUUUUAUGUUUGUCUUAAAUGUAGGUGGAUCUAGUUCUUCCCAUUUGAGAUUGAUAGUCAAUGGUUCCAAUUAUUUAUGAUUUUGUUUAUGUUAUGCCAGAUAUUAAUGGGAGAAUCUGUGGCAUUCAAGAAUACAGACCCCCAUAAGUACCGUGUUUACCCACGUAUGGGUUUGAAACUUUAUGCCGAUUUUUUUUAGUUUUCCACUUGGGGUAAAAAAAAUUAACAUUGGACUGUUGUGGUUGACUACAUGCUUCAAUAACUAACCUGUCAUGAAUAAAUAUAAAUUGUUUAAUUAAAAUAGAUCAUUAGUGUGUUAAGCAUCAUGAACUGCUACGUUGGCUGCCGGGCUGCUGGGCUGGCGCUGGGCAACAGGGAGAAUCUAAAAAUAAACCAACCAAAGAGAGAGAAAAGGGGGAUGGGUAGGGAGGGUGCGUGCGUGUGUGUUUGAGUGUGUGUGACCAAGCAGCAGUGUUUAUGGUUCUCCCUACCUCACUCAUCAUUGUAAAUGUUUGUGAACUGGCACCAUACUCAAUCAUCACGUUUAUAUCUCAACAGGUUUUUGUGAUGCAACUGUGUACAAACAUUGUUUUUGCAUGAGCUUUCCUACAUUUUCUACUGCAACAUUUCAUAACUGCUGUAAAGAGCAUGCUUGAUGUUAUUGCAGGGAACUGGCAAAAUAAAAUUGACAAGAAAAUAGCCUGCGGUCUUUUCUCUCUUGGGGAAGGGGACGGGUAAAACAAAUG